Messenger RNA from Drosophila subpulchrella, 1897 nucleotides. RefSeq lists its product as uncharacterized. Gene Ontology annotation, molecular function: zinc ion binding. Gene Ontology annotation, cellular component: plasma membrane. The coding region runs from base 189 to 1766 and encodes 525 amino acids. NCBI's taxonomy places the organism in Eukaryota, Metazoa, Arthropoda, Insecta, Diptera, Drosophilidae. The transcript has a single exon. Gene Ontology annotation, biological process: synaptic signaling. The record is from RefSeq and is a predicted model, not a curated record.
CCAUCAAGUGGGCUUCCAAAAGUCUGUCUAGCCAGCCCUGCUCGUUACCCUUCUCAGUUUUCAAGUAUUUUAUUGAGUGAACGUUGCGUGGAUUUGUUGACUUGAAGACUUUUCGAGCUCGACGCUGGGGAACUGGCAACUGGCAACUGGUGAUCCGAUCCUGGCCAAGAAGAAGCUGGUGAAUCACGAUGAACCGUCACGAGGGCAUCGUGUGCAAGGGAUGCGCCAAGGAGUCCUUCCCGGGCAGAUGCUAUCGCUGCCUGACCUGCCGCCAGUUUGACAUUUGUGAGGAUUGCUACAACAAUGACUUCACCACCGGCGAGCAUCCGUUCGACCAUCCGGUGAUGUGCAUCUUCACGGCGGCGGAUGUGGAACUGUACUUUGCUGGCGAGUACAUCAGCAGCGAUCCGCCGCAGAGCUAUCGCUGUCCGUACUGCAAGAGCUGGGGCCUAAACGAGUCCACCUUCCUGGAGCACGUUUCCUCCAUGCAUCCGAAUGCCAAUCCGCUGCUGGUCUCCACCAUGGUCACCCUCUUCGAGCAGCAGCAGGCGGCGCGCCUCUUCCUGGAGGACGAGCAGUUGGCCUCGAUAGUCGCGACUGCCACAUCGCGCAACGAUCAGAUGCGACGCACGGUGGGCUCCCUGGAGCUCUACCUAGUGCCCCUCAAUCGGGAUGGCAGCUACCAGAAACCAAGUGGCAAGGAGGUAGCUACUCCGGCCUCCAAGAGCCGUGAGAUGUCGACAAGGGAACGGAUCUUGCGCGUGACACGCCGAAAUGGUGGUCGGGUCCUGGCGCCUUCAAGAUUCCCUCCAGCCCCAGCAUCAGCAAACAGCUCUACCCCUGAGAUACCAACGGAUAUCGAAGACGAUAUGAUCGCCAUUGCGACCAAUCCUCGCCUGAAUUGGAUACAACGCAAUGUGGCGGCGGCCUUUGCCCUUUCGGAGGCCGGAUCCAGCUCCAACUAUGAUCUUCCGACCACAAUGGCAGCCCCUGCCCAGCAGCAGCAUGCUGCCCCAAGCCUAGAAGUUGCAGCAGCAGCAGCUGCAACUGCAUUUGCAGCUGCACCCGUUGCCGCACAUCCAUCCAUAAACGAGAUAAUGCGUUUCUAUCGCGGCACUGGCCUUCAAUUGUCGCCGGAGCAGGCUCCCGCCCGAGGCAGCCGCUCCAGGCCCGCGAACCCAGCUCCUCCAGUGGCCAGCAGUGGCAGCAAUAGCCGGAUUAUAAGCGUUUAUGGACCCACUGCAGCUUUGGCACAGGGACCAAACAAUUCUCGAUCUCUUUUCAUGCCCCCGGAAUUCUUUCCGCGUGACGAGCGGCGUCGGUCGGCCAGGUUGCCCACCUUUCCGGGCAAUACCGGAGGACUCCAGCGACUGGGAGCCAAUGUCCGUGCCUUGACCGCUCGCAACGUGGACUUCACUGAUCUGCCACCGGAGGAGAACGAUAUGGCCGACUACGAGACCCUCUUGCGCUGCCUGAAGGAGGAGCCGGCCAAGGUGGUCAAGCAGAGGGAGCAGGAGCGCAAACGCUAUCUAUGCUAUCGCUUCCUAACGCCCAGGAAUUCCAAGCGUCACCACGACCACUUCCUGGUGCUGCGUGCCGAAUUUGUAUCCCAACUGCUGUGCUCCACCCUAUUCGAGGAGGAUUUCCAGGGAGUCUCCUUUGCGGCCAUGAGAAGCAUCACCCCGAAACGAAAGAUUCUUUCGGGCAGCGAAAUCGCCGGCGCCGGCGAUGCUGAGAAGAACCCUCCUCGUCCUCCUCCCCCAUGAAUUAUCAAAUCAGUUUUCUGUACGAUUUGUACCAUUUUGUAUUGGUUAAAUUUUCUGUUUAUAUCGAGAUAACUUUGGUAACUGUGGCUCUAGGCGCCAGUAAAUUUAUGGCAUUUUUGGAUUAUCUUUAA